CACCCCUUUGUUCAGCGCUCAGGAGUGAAAUAUGACUUGCGGGUGGCCGCCUGAGUGCGCAUGAGCGCCGUGGACCGAGCGGCUAGUAGGGAGCAAGGAGUGCAAAACUACAAAAGAAAUAAACUCAGAUCAUUCAUUCGUUUAUUAUCACUAUAGUUUCGAACACGGUUGUAUGAAUUUUAGUUCCACGGAAGUUACUUUGGAAGCGGUCCUACAGUGUGGGGGUGGGUAGGGGGGGAAAGGAAUUUCUUAAAACGACAACAACAGAAACAAGACAGGAGGACGAAUUCCUAAAAUUGCAAUCUGUUAAACGGUGUCAUUUCAGUCUGAAGCAUGUGGGAAAGUCAUUAUCCAUAAAGGAACGUGUUUCUGCAGAACUAUCCUCAGUAAAUAUAACCCCAGUGCCAGCUUGCAGGUUAAAUAGUAGGUGGGGAUCCAGACUUGAUGCAUGGCAUUUGCAUGACUGCUUGCUUUGCAUGUCAACGUGGAAGUGACUUCAGUCAGCAGCACCCAUGGCUAAAAUGGCACACGUUAACGGCAAUAUGUCAGAAAAAGGAGAAGGUGUUGCACGUGUUGAAGAUGAGCUGGUGGUACCCUACUACUUGGAAACGCCUUAUGGUUAUCAGCUAGAUUUAGACUUCCUCAAGUAUGUAGAUGACAUUGAGAGAGGUAACACCAUCAAAAAGCUAAACAUCCAGAGAAAACCCAAAGUGGCCCGGCCUAGAGCAGCUCCACGGAGCAGCAGCGGGCAGUCUGAAUGGACCUCAACUGAAUCGCUGUCGUCCUCAAGCAGCGAUGAAAGCAAGCAAUCUCCAUUCUUCACAGCCCAAAAACAGACCCCUGGUUCUCAUGCCAGAACCAUAGGCACUUCUGAGGUCCCUUCAGCCUUCCUGGCCAGCCACGAAGGCAAGCUACUGCCUCCACCCUCCCCGGCUUCACCCAGGUACAAUCCACGUGUUGAGAAAACAUUGAUGGAGACACGGUGGCGGCUAGAGCAGGAGCGGCUGCUUCAUGAGCCGGUUUUCAAGGAACCUCCCCGCAGGAGGCUGGCCAGCUUCGGGGGGUUGGGUUCCACCAGCUCCCUGUCUUCAUUCCCGGGGUCAAGUGGUCAGAAUCAAGUCAUACACAAUGGAUACCAACCUAAUGGGGACUACAGCCUUAACUUCAACACCUUGAUGGGUAGCUCUAUGCGCCAUAGCCCUUUGAGCUCAGGGAUGACCACCCCUGUCACUAGUGUCAGCCCUAUGCACCUGCAGCACAUCCGGGAACAGAUGGUCGUGGCACUUAAGAAGCUAAAGGAACUGGAGGAACAAGUCAAAACGAUUCCUAUCCUGCAGGUCAAGAUCUCAGUCUUGCAAGAAGAAAAAAGGCAACUCUCCUUACAAAUAAAGAACCAAAAACCUUCCAGUCAGUUUCCAGGAAGCACUGGGUUCCGAAAGCGGUCUUACAGUGUUGGGAGUGCAGACCAUUUCAAUGAGCUCUCCCAGGUUGGAAAGGGGACAGAACUGCACAUAGAUUCUGAAGAUGAGCUGGACAACACUAAACAGGGCUGCCAAAGACUGGAGGAAUUCAGGCAGCUGACAGCAGACAUGCUGGAGCUGGGAAAAAAUAUUCACGACACCCUCCCAGACGAACAACCCAGACUCACGCAAACCCCAGUGGAGAAGACGCAGACUCGAGAGUACAGGUCUGUUGCUUCAGGUCCCAAUGAGAAUAUGAAUGAUGUUGUUGUUUAUCACAGGUCGCUGCGGCACCACCGAGAUGCUGGUGUGGCUACAGAGGUGGAAACGAGGACUGUGGCAGUUAGUGUGACUGAAGCUAUGCUUGGCAUGACCACCGAGGCUGAGGUGGAAAUUGAGAUGCAGCAUCAGACUAUUGAGGCCCUCAAGGACAAGAUUUACAGGCUAGAGGUCCAGCUGAAGGAAACCACACAUGAGAUGGAGAUGGGAAAGUUGAAACUGGAGCUUCGGGCAGCAGGGUCAAGGAAGAAGGUUGAUAAGGGUUCAAUGGCUAAACCAUCUGUUUACAGCACUGCAGUGGAAGCUAAAGUGACCAUGCAAAAUCAAGGUGUGGGAAAUCAUGUGGAAUACAAUGAUGCUUGCACUGGAAGUGUCUUUCAGUCACGUUCUGUGGCUGUUUCAUGCAGGAUUGAUGUGCAGCAUGUUGCUGUAGGUCCUGAUACACCUAUGGAUUCAUGGCUUAUGAAGGAAGGGGUGCAAGCUUAUGAUAAGUGUGUCGGCAGACACGUUGCAAUAUGUAACCAAAAUGUAGGAAUGGAAGGUGGCGUUCGUGAAAUUGGAGUCAAUAUCGAAGACGUCAAAGACAAUCUAAAUAUUUGCAAAAUAGGACGAUCAAAGAAUUAUACAUCAGUUGGUUGUGGGGACUGUUCUGUGGAUGUGAGGGUUUGUCCUAUGAAAGAUCUGGUUUCUGUUGGCACAAACACUGACCGAGUGCACCAUGUUGACUCUGAACUCAUGGUGGUACCUGAGACUAUUUCUCGUAAGACGUAUACAGAGGUUGAAACUGUAACUAAAUGUACAAACACAGAAAGGACUGUUUUCAAAGACUCCAGCACUAAUACUAGUGUCAAUACUCAAGACAAAUGCAUCAGCACAACUCCAGUUGAGACCAGGAGUGUGUCAGUGGGGGAAGGCCUUGUGAAAGAUGAAAAGUUGCUAAAAACUCGCUCUGUUGCUGUGGGAACUACAGGGGAUGCAUCUCUGGAUAAGCCAUCAGCAGUUAAGACCAAACACACUGGGGUUGGCACAGCCAAUAUAAACGACAACUUUCUGGUAGGGUUGAGAACAAGGAACAUUGCUUGUGGCCCCUCUUGGCUGCCUAACUCUACCAAAACCAGGAGCAUCGGAGUAGGAGAUGAGACCGUGGCAGAACCUGUGCAGUCUCAGGCAUGUCAGAGCCAAAUGGCUGCUGGGCUGGACCACUACAUCGAAAGGGUGCAGAAGCUGCUGCAGGAGCAACAGAUGCUCCUAGCUGAAAACUACAGUGAGCUGGCAGAUGCCUUUGGGCAGCCUCACACCCAGAUUGGCUCCAUCAACAACCAGCUGGUCAGUACCUUGUCAUCCAUAAACACUGUGAUGAAGUACGCCAGCUCAGAGGACAUCUUGAAGCUGUGUUCUGGUGCUGCAGGAACUGUCUCAGAUAUGGGUCAGCUGGCCGAGAGGAAGACAGAGGUGACCCAUGUAGAAGCAAUACUGUCCCAGUCAUCUUCAGUUUGUCCUAGACUUUCCACACACCAGCAGAGUUCGUCCACCCAGAAGAGCCUGAUGGACCAGCAGAUGUCCUCAGCCCUGCAUGGACAGCCUGGCAGCCAGAACACUCUCAAGUCAAUCAUGAAAAAGAAAGACAGCGGUCAGGGAGCCAACGGCACAAAAAAGAACCUGCAGUUUGUAGGUGUCAAUGGAGGGUAUGAGACAACGUCGAGCGAUGACUCCAGCUCGGAGGACAGCAGCUCGGAGGAAUCUGGGAGCGAGCAACAGGUGUUCGGUGGGAAGGAGGGGAGUGAGGAUGGGAGUAGAGCAGAGGAAUUCUGUAACAAGGGAGCCGUGGAAGGGCGAGCAGAGAGGAAUCCAGAAAAGGCGGAAUUUAGGGAGAGGUACGAGUUAAGUGAGAAAAUGGUGACAGCAUGCCAUCUAAUGAAGAACCAUCUGAAUGACUCCAAGGCUCUAGUCGGCAAAGACAUGAGGGCGUGCCUGAGCACACUGCAGCACGAGUGGUUCAGAGUGUCCAGUCAGAAGUCUGCAGUUCCAGCCAUGGUGGAAGACUACCUGUCAGCAUUCAGAGCCGUGUCCCCUGCAGUGCUGAAGCACAUUGUCAACAUGGCUGACGGCAAUGGCAACACUGCUCUCCACUACAGUGUGUCCCACUCUAAUUUUGAUAUUGUCAAGAGGCUACUGGAUGCAGAUAUUUGCAAUGUUGAUCAGCAGAACAAGGCUGGCUACACGCCCAUCAUGCUUGCUGCUCUUGCAGCAGUGGAAGCUGAGAAGGAUAUGAGGGUUGUGGAGGAGCUGUUCAGCAAGGGGGAUGUCAACGCUAAAGCCAGUCAGGCUGGCCAGACGGGGCUCAUGCUAGCCGUCAGUCACGGGAGGAUGGACAUGGUGAAAGCCCUGCUGGUGUGCGGGGCCAACGUCAACAUUCAGGACGACGAGGGCUCCACGGCGCUCAUGUGUGCCAGUGAGCACGGCCACGCCGAGAUCGUCAAGCUCCUGCUGGCCCAGCCCGGCUGUGACGCCACACUCAGCGACAACGAUGGGAGUAAUGCCCUUUCGAUAGCCCUCGAAGCUGGACACAAAGACAUUGCUGUGCUACUGUAUGCCCACGUCAACUUCUCCAAAACACAGUCCCCGGGGACUCCUCGCCUUGGGAGAAAGGCGCCCCCCAGUCCCACAGGGAGAAGCACUUUUGAUUAGUGCAUCUACUACUUCCUUUCCCCAUGCUGCUAUUGGUGCAUGUUGAUCUGAACAGAUACUGAAUGUAUUUAUAAGUGGAUAAUUUUGUGCCUGAGCUCACCAGCAAUGAUAAGCAGUCAGAAAGCAUUAUAUUACGCAUGUGCUAAAGACUAUUUAAACUGGACAAAGAUUCUUAUUACUUUAGAUACUGAAAGGCAGUAUUUGGAAAUAGCAUAUAGCUCAUGAUGCCUCACUUGUGCCUAUAUAUUCCAUUUUAUUUGUAGUUUAUACUGUCUCUAGAAAAUAAGAUGAUUCAAUCCUAAAACAUGCCUUAUCUUGUCCACAGAAAUGCUGUAUGUAUCGUAUUCUGUUUUAUUUAUAUAUUUUACAGUAUUAGCUUAAACUCUCCAUUUACUCAUUGUUUUGGAGGUUGCAAUAUUAGUGUGAUGGGAAUUUGUCAGCCUUGCACCACAAUACACAUUUUAUCCAUGUAUAUGUGUUUACAACACAUCAAAUUUACAUAAAACAUCUAAAUUUAAACCUUUAUAUACAAAUUUUAAAUGUAUUUCAGAAAUCGUAUUUUUACCCGAUUCAUAUUUUUUAUAAAUUUUAAGUGUAAUGAGUAUCAAUUUUAUUUUAAUUGCUUAUUCAUACAAGUUGUAUGUCACUGUAUAUAUGGUAUUACGGGGAGAUAUUAGAAACAACAUUUACUGUAGUAUUUUAUAUGUUUAGAAUUUUAUUAUUUAAAGUACUUUGACGCAUUGAAAUCUUAAGUGCCUUUCAUCUGCCGCAUAACAGAAAAAAACUGCUUUAAAGUGAUUAUUUUUAAUCAGCAUUCAGUCAGUUUUCUCUUAGAUGUUAUAGACAUUUAUAAUCUUUGCAAAAUGUCAAAUAUCUUACAUGUUGUAUAGCUCAUUGUCUCCCUCUGCUGGCAGUUAAUGGAACUUGCUUUAGCAGUUUUAGAUUUAAAAAAAAAGACACCGGAAGUGCCCAGCAGAUUCAAAUGCCACAUAACUGAGCAUAAUGCAUAGCAUAACACAUAACAAAACACAUAACAUUUAAUUCAGUGCCUCACGGUUACAGAUUGUCCUAAGACGUUGUGGUCUGUUUAAGCAUUUCUGAUGUUUUAAAGCUUGUUAUUUAAAUAAGAAAAUAGAUGUUGUUCAAGCUACAUUAUUUAACAGAAUAUUUCGCUAACCUGACUUUGAGUAGAAAAAACAGACCUAAGUCCGUGUAUUUACCAUACAGAAAAAAUGGUCACAGAACAAUAAGAAUUUAAUUGUUCUAUUUAUAAUGAUAUAAAAAACAUGUUCUUGAGAAUAUCCUGCCAUUCCAUAAAUAAAACCUUUUUGGAAUAUUA
This is a messenger RNA of Paramormyrops kingsleyae, 5766 nucleotides long. The record is from RefSeq and is a predicted model, not a curated record. Lineage: Eukaryota; Metazoa; Chordata; Actinopteri; Osteoglossiformes; Mormyridae.